GUAGGCGUAGGCGUAGCGCAUAGCGCGCAUUAAUGGCGUGCUGUGUGCUGACUGCUGACUGGUGCCGGUGGCUGAUGGGCGCUUGGCGAGCGGCGACGCACUCAAGACUCCGUUCUACCAGAGCAGGUCACCUCGACAGAUUGCCUCAUUGGCCUUUGUCACACCCACUCACAGUGAAAACCAUCGCAUGACAAGUAAGCCUAAUCCGUAUGAACCUCCUCUCCCACAAUGCGCUCUCCGGCAGGGCGCGGGCCGACGGUGGACCUCAGCCACAACUGCCAAGUCUGGGCUCCUCUCGCUUGCACUUGCAAACGCGCGCGGGAGCUGGCUGCACCAGAAUUGGCUGUGACUCAUAGAAGAGCUAAGUCAAUGAAUCUGACGUCAACAACACCAUAGGCUCUAAUUUUGCCAGUGACAUGGAAUUAAUUAAUGCUUUUAGCUCACGCUUGACUUGCUUGACAGCCACCCUUCAUUUGCAUAUGUUAUUUUCGUCCUCCACAAGCUCUCUGUACCUAGCCUACUCCCCGGCCCAUCCAUGGCGAUGUGAGCAUCAACUGUUCGGUGGAGAACUGGAGAUGAUUCAUGCUCUGGAGUUCCAUCUAUAACUACACCAGGUCAGCACUCGGAACAUCUACUGCAAUUGUCCUUUUAGGAAUGAUAUUAGGAGCGCUGCAGAGGGAACAGGAUGAAUCUUCUGGAACAUAAGGUUGAAGAACUGAUCCCAGGGGCUGAUAAGUCAAGGUGGAUGGUGCAUAGUAAUCAUAACAUAAGAUGUUUCACAAAAUCUGAGGUAGAAAUCAUAACCAACAGCUAUAGAACUAUGAUCGGCAGAGGUGGCUUUGGAGAAGUAUUCCAAGGAGUUCUUGAGGAUAGAGGUAUGGUUGCAGUGAAGAGGUUUAUCAAUAAUGUGAAAGACGAAGAUUUUGCUAAAGAGCUGAUUGUCCAUCGUGAAAUCAACCACAAGAAUGUAGUAAAGCUCAUAGGUUACUGUAUGGAGGAAAAUGCUCUAAUGAUGAUCACCGAAUUCAUCCCUAACGGAAACCUGAGUGAUGUUCUUCACCGUGACAGUGGCCACAUUUCACUGGACAUGCGACUUAGAAUCGCCACAGAGUGUGCGGAGGCAAUGGCAUACAUGCACUCUUACAUGUAUACUCAGGUCAUCCAUGGUGACAUCAAGCCUGCUAAUAUAUUGUUAGAUCACAGUUUUUGUGCCAAAAUAUCUGACUUUGGAAUAUCAAGGCUAGUCAACACAGAUGAUACAUUGUACACUGGUAAUAUAAAAGGAAGCAUAGGUUAUCUGGACCCUUUGUUUGCUCGGGAUGGAUGUCUCACUGUGAAGAGUGAUGUGUACAGUUUUGGAGUUGUCCUGUUGGAACUGAUCACUAGGAAAAAGGCAACAACGAAAGUCUGGGGAGUCAGCAUCAUUGACCUAUGUACAGAUGCUCUUUCAAGAGGGAUGAGAGGGGUAUUCGAUGACAAAAUUGCUAACCAAGAUAACAUGAACAUUCUUGAAGGGGUUGCAAAGCUAGCAGGUGAUUGCCUGAGGAUGGAAAGAGAUAGACGUCCUGAGAUGAUUGCUGUGGCAGAGCGCCUUCGCAGGCUCAGGAAUGCUUCUCUUCAGGGACAAAAACGGAGAGACUGGUUUUCUUGGGCGAUGAAGAGCCUGCCUCCUGCACCUCCCUCUCCGGAACUGUACCGUAAGUUCUCAUAUGCAGAGAUGAAAGCUGCGACACAAAACUUUGACAAGUCGCUUCUUGUUGGUAAGGGCGAAUUUGGCAGGGUUUACCGUGGAAUGGUUGACGGCAGCGGAACAAAUGUGGUGGCUAUCAAGUGUCUGAAACGUCGUCAUACAGUAAAGAUUCAACCGAUGCUCCGCCACCACCAUCUUGUGCCAGUGAUUGGUUACUGUGAUGAGGAUGAGAUGAUCCUGGUUUAUGAGUACAUGGCUCAUGGAAGUCUGCGUGAUCACCUGUUUGAGGCACACAACUCACCUCUCACCAGGAAGUCACCCCUUAGCUGGAAGCAGCGUCUAGAGAUUUGCAUUGGUGCAGCACGUGGCCUUCACUACCUUCACACAUGUGCAGAGAAGGAUAUCAUCCAUCGCAACGUGAAGCUGACCAAUAUUCUCCUGGAUAACGAGUGGGUUGCCAAGAUUUCAGAUAACAUCGAGACGGAUCCAAUCACGGACACAAUAUGCAAUGCGCACGGUAAUAUCUACGAUCCUGAAUACGACUCCACCGGCAGGCUUACUGAGAAAUCAGACGUGUUUUCUUUUGGUGCUGUGUUGCUUGAGGUGCUCUGUGCCCAGCCAUUUCUGGGAAAAGAUUGCUUGUUACAUUGGGCGGUCCGUUGCAAGAAAGAGGGCAACCUUCAUCAGAUUGUCGACUGUCACCUAAAGAGAAAGAUGGAUCCACACAGUUUAUUCAAGUUUGUCGAAACUUGUGAGAAGUGUCUUGCUAAUCGGAGUAUUGGCCGCCCAUCAAUGGCGGAUGUGAUUGCCGACUUGGAGUACGCACUUCAGUUGCAGGAGAGUGCAGAGGCUGGUAGUAGGGCAGGUGAUGCAAUCAACCUGGACCUGGAGGUUGACAGCAAUAAUAAGGACUCCAUGGCCUGGUGGUACCUAUCAACGUCAUCUUCUGGCAGCUCCUGAUGAACACCACGCAGCAAGCUUAAUCUCACUACCUCACUACCUGGUGGUACCUAUCAACGUCAUCUUCUGGCAGCUCCUUAUGCUUUCGUGAGCAGGAUACCACAGUGUUGUGUAUUACUAUCAUGCCAAGUAGCUUGUCAACUGCUGUCCUUACAAUCUCCUAUUGGCUUGUACUUACAAUCUACGACCGGGUCGGGACUCGGGAGGGUUCAAAAUUUUGCCAAAAUUUCACGAAUUACGGUGAUGGUCGAAAGAAAAAUCCGAAAUUUUGUAUAA
Molecule: messenger RNA, 2926 nt
Organism: Sorghum bicolor (sorghum)
Lineage: Eukaryota; Viridiplantae; Streptophyta; Magnoliopsida; Poales; Poaceae
Product: probable LRR receptor-like serine/threonine-protein kinase At1g06840
Exons: 3
Coding region: 686-2650 (654 amino acids)
Biological process (GO): protein autophosphorylation
Cellular component (GO): plasmodesma; plasma membrane
Molecular function (GO): transmembrane receptor protein tyrosine kinase activity; ATP binding
Source: RefSeq, a predicted model, not a curated record